Messenger RNA from Vigna angularis (adzuki bean), 1979 nucleotides. RefSeq lists its product as uncharacterized. NCBI's taxonomy places the organism in Eukaryota, Viridiplantae, Streptophyta, Magnoliopsida, Fabales, Fabaceae. The transcript is spliced from 3 exons. The coding region runs from base 1 to 1878 and encodes 625 amino acids. The record is from RefSeq and is a predicted model, not a curated record.
AUGGUGAAAUUUGUUGAUGACAGCACUUCAAAGGUACAGGGAGUUGGUGAUGUUGUUAUCAGAAGGAAGAAUGGCUCGCGUGCCAUUCUAACCGGUGUGUUGUUUGUGCCUGCAAUAAGGUACAAUCUUCUGAGUAUUGGCCACUUAAUUCAAAAGGGUUUUACGGUAGUAAUGGGAGGCUUCAAUAAGAUUGAAGUGUUUGAUAAAAAGAAAAACCUGAUCUUGAGGAGCAAGAUCUCGAAGGAUAAAACAUUUCAGAUCAACCUAGUGAAGUUUGCAAUGUGUGAAGAAUCUGGCAAGAUGAAUACUGAUACACGGACUGGUAAUGAGGAAGUUCUGGUGCACGUAGCUAUGUUUGCAGGUGCAGAACCGUUCGGUCAAGCAGAAGCCUUGAAUAUAGCAGGCGCAAAACCGAUCGGUCAAACCGAGGCCUUGAAGAAAUUUGUGUGGAAGGAUCCAAUGAGAGAAGAAGUUGAUUCAGUUAGGAAGAAUGGAAUCUGGAAGCUAGUUGGCAUUCCAAUUGGGAAGAAGAAGAAAAGCGUUGAAGGGAAUGCUGCCAAAGAAGCAUGGGGAGUCACUGGUGAACCGAGACAUGGCGAACAUCGUUCGGUCACGUCAUUCAGUCUGGGAGUCACAGGAGGACCGAGACAUGGCGAACACCGUUCGGUCACGUCAUUCAACCACACCCGACCACAACAGUCAUUCAACCGAGCAAGACGUCACUCAAGAGCAUCAAACUGGCAACCGCACUCAAACCGUUUGGUCAUGUCACUUAGUCGCUCUUUCGAACUGUUCGGUCUUGGUCGCACAGCUCGCGCAAGUUGGCAUCUGCCUUCGUUACGUGAUUGGCAGGAACAGUUGCUCAAUGGACUGGCAAGUUUGAGUGUAUCCUUGUCAGUUCUCAAUCGGACGCUGGAAUCUGCAGAAACAAAGGAGGAAAGGUUGUCGGCAUUUUUGACAGCAGCAAGAAACGGCAUUACGGAAAUUGUGUCUGAACUUCGAACUAAAAUAUCAAGUGUCGUAUAUGAAACUAGCCCUAAAAGUGAAAAUGUAUUGCUUGUGGCAGUGAAGAAUAAGCAAGUAAAUGUUGUUGAGAUGUUACGUAACAUUUUGAAAAAGGAAACUUUUGAUAGCUUAAUUUUAGAAAGGGAUAACAGAGAGAACACCGUGUUACACUUAGCAGCUGGUACAUCAAGCAACCAAAGAGCUGGUACUACCAUGCAAAUGAUAUGGGAUAUCAAGUGGUAUCAGUACAUCAGUGGUCUAGUGCCGAAAGAAUUCAUUUACAGACGCAACAAAGAUGAUAAAACUGCAUGGGAAAUCUAUGAGCUGGAACACAUUCAGAAAGUGAAAGAUUGCUCAGAGGCCCUAAAGGACUUAUCCAAUUCUGGCUCAGUUGUGGCAGCUCUCAUCGCCGGCAUCUCCUUCGCAACAUCGACCACCGUCCCCGGCAGCACCGACAACGGAAAACCUAUCUUAGGUGGCAAACCUGAGUUUGAUGUAUUUUCCAUUGCUUCCCUUAUAGGACUUGGCUUCUCCAUCACCGCACUGGUAAUGUUCCUCGCCAUACUCACUUCUCCAAAACAGGUUCAACAUUUCCACCUCAGCUUGCCCUUGAAGCUUAUUUUUGGCUUAGGUUCUCUUUUUGCAUCCGUUGCUUCAAUGCUCGUUUCCUUUUGGGCUGCACAUUUCUUUGUGCUCAAUGAAAAGUACAAUAUGAUACUCCUCCCUGUUUAUGUUGCCACUUGGUUUCCGAUCACUAUCUAUGCACUGAUGCAAUUUCCAUUUUAUGUUGAGCUUGUGAGAGCUAUUUUCAAGAAGGUGCCACGCCCAUACAGGAAUCCACACUCAUUUGUACAUCCUACUCACUUCUCUUGAUAAAUGUUCUUACCAAAUGAACCUCACUUGCCAGAUUUGUAACCUAAUCAUGUCUUGUCUUCUAAUACACAGUCUGCAUAUUUCACAUUUGAUAAGUUUCU